CUUACUUUACUUCACUUCACUUUGGUGGUCCUUCUGCUCUACUUCACUCUACUUUACUUUACUCUGCUUACUUUGGUGGGUAUGCUCGAAAGAGGAUUACUCUACUUUGCUCUACUUUGCUGGGGCCCGCCUUGUCCCUGCCAGAUUACUUUGCUUUGCUGGAUCCGCCAUGGCCUUUGUGCACGAGCGUGAGCGGGACGACCAUCAGUGCGGUGAGGCAAAUGCCAUAGGGGAACGGGCCGACGGCAUACUUGAAGGCUCUGAAGGACCUGUACGAGGUGACCAGGCGAGAGAAGAUCUACGAGCUGUGGCUACAGAUGGUGUCGUUCGAGUGGCAGGCUGGUGUCCUAUCGAUGGACAGCCUGGAGGAGCAUCUCGGACGCCUCUCUCAGCUGGUGCGACGCCUGACGACCAUCAAGGACGACGAGUCCGAGAAGCCGACGGAGGGGCUCAAGAUGGCGAUUCUGCUGGACUCGCUGCCACAGCACUUCGAGAAUUUGCAUGCCAUCGCGGCCGCGCAGAAGGACCUCGACUUUGAGGGCCUCGUGGCGCUGGUGAGGAGCUUCACCGACCAACACCUGCGGGGCUCUUCCAUCGAGAUCUGCAUGUCAAGUGCUGUGAAGUCGGAGAGGACGUGGAUGAGCGGUCGGGGAGCGGCCGAGGAGCCGGUCGGGCAUAGGAGAGGCGACCCCGAGUGCCCGCGGCCCAAGAAGAAGGAGGGAUCGGCUGUCGGCGGUGCUUUUGCCGAUGAGGAUUCCCCGCUUUUCGAGCCGUCGUACAUUGGCGGGAUUGAGAUGAUGUCCUGACUGUGAGACAGUGCGGCAGGAUACGGCAGCUAUGAUGAUGUGUGCAUUGCCUUGGCUGUGAGUGAUGGCGUGGUUGUCCAUCUGAUACUCUGAGUAGCCUGGAGGGCUGGGAGCACUGAGUUCAUCUGAAGCUGUAUGUAUGCCUGGUGAUGCAUGGAAUGAGCUGAAGAGUGAGGCAGUGUGUCUAUCUCUUGAGAGCUGAGACAUUCCUGUGGAUGCCGAUGGUUGCAUUGGUGAGUGUGUCGAAGUUUGUCUCUGCCUGCCUCAGUGCAAGAGGGGGAAGGAUGGCGUUUUUGCGGUAGAGGGGGAGCACGCACGUGCCCAGCAGUGCGAGAGGGGGUGUCGGAGCGUACGCCCUGCAGUACUUUGUGCAUGCUCUGUCGAUCGUGUUGCAGUACUUUGUGCCCUGCACGUACUGACCCUUGCAUGUACGCUGUGUACGUGUGGACUUUCGUGUUUUCAUGUGGGACACGGG
This is a messenger RNA of Vitrella brassicaformis, 1281 nucleotides long. The record is from the annotation of a GenBank genome assembly. NCBI's taxonomy places the organism in Eukaryota, Vitrellaceae.